Messenger RNA from Microbotryum saponariae, 1280 nucleotides. NCBI's taxonomy places the organism in Eukaryota, Fungi, Basidiomycota, Microbotryomycetes, Microbotryales, Microbotryaceae. The record is from the annotation of a GenBank genome assembly.
AUGAUGGAUCGCCAUUCGAUCAACUACUCCCAGACGGGCACGAUCCGGUACACGCUCGCGCACCUCGCGUGGCGCUGGACGACCAUCUCGGCCAUGACUUCGGCCGUUGGCGUAGCGGGGAUUCUGACGGUGAGUCAACGUCAUCACGGUUGCUCCAUUUUUUUCCGUAGAGAAAUGUCUGUGCUGACGAAACACCCCCUCGUGCGUUCGGUCUUGCACAGAGACGAGCCCCUUUAGUCAGAGUCUUUGCCGUCGGAACCUCGUUCGACCUCGUGUGCACGAUCGUGCUUCUGCUCGUAUUCCUCCUCGUCACCUUCUCCCCGACCUUGUCCGAACCUUUUUCGUCGUUCCUCUGCAGCGCCCUGACCUCGGGCGAGUUCGCCUCCGUCUCGACGCUCAAGUUGUGGGAAUCCGAAUCCCGAGUCGGCCCCGAAGGGCUCGGCAUCGAGCUCCUCAACUUUGGCAUCGAGGCGUGCGAGGAACACUGGCGAGGAGGGAUGGUGGCACUCAUUCUCGGAUCCAUUAUUGCCGUGGCUUUGAGGACGUUUGGGACAAUCGUGACGUGGGACUACCAUUCGACGCUCGUCAAGCAGAAGCUUUGGCUCCAGGAGAUCGAGAAUGGGGAACCCCUCGGCAUCCGAAAGGAGCAAGGCCGGUACGAUGCGGAAUCCAUCACAUCGUCAUCUGCCUUCAAGGGCUUGCGAGGAGGUCAAUCUGACGAGGAGAGUGGACGAAGAAAGAGGUCCCACACGACAGAAGGCCGAUACGUCGCAUACCGUGAACGACGCCGGUCCUCCUUCCCGUCGCCGUCAACGAGGCCGACCCGCGCCAACACGCUUCCGGUAAUGUUCGCUCAACAAGGCUCAGGAAUCGCAAAUUCGUCGUCGCCAUCGUCGCGACCUCGACUCGUAUUUGUUCCCGUCUACCUCGAUCGAAACUCUACCGCGGUGGCCGAGCCGCUUCCGAGGUAUUCCUCGUCUUUGCAGCUGCAACACAUCACCUCGGUCUCGGCAAUCUCGGACUCUGCCCACUCAACUGCUUCGGCGCAUCGCACACCAGAGUCGUCGCCUCCUAGCUCGCGGACCUCGUCGAGGAAUCGAACGUCCCCGACCCGAGCGCACAGAGCAAGCCGCAGUUCGAAGCCCGUCGUCCCUUCGCUCGCAUCGCACAUCGCCUCGGCCGCUUCGAUUCCCUUCGCCAUCGACACGGCCCUGGCCCCUGAACGUUCGCCCGAAGCCCUCUCUUCCGCUUCGUCGUCUUCUAUGACGGCAUUCGAUUAG